GUCGCUUUUACCGUAUGGCGGAUGCUGCUUAUAAAUAGAGUCUGAAAAGAGCUUCGCUCGAUUCCGUACUCGUGGAAAUCUGGGUGCGUUGCUCGUUGCUCGCUGCUUGUUCAGCUUCUGCCGACUCUUGAACUGCUGCAUCCUGACCUCUCAGCUGCGUCUCCUUCCCUAUCGCUUACCUCUUCUGAGACUCAGCAAGUGGCUGCAGUUGUCGACGAAGACCCUCCUCUUCCACUCUUCUGCAUGGGGGCGUUCUGCGGGAAACCCGAAUACCGGGAAAUAUAGUUCUUCUUCUGGGGGAGUGACAAGACACUUCAAGCGUCUACAUAGAUGUGGCUUCGUAGAGAUACUCGCUUGCGUGCGCUUGCAUCACCGUGGCUGUAAGUGUGUUUUUCAUGUGUCUUUGCUCGUUUGCUCGCGCGUUUCUUCUGUUUCAGUGAGCCGAGCAAGUGGACGUGAAAGUUCUUCCUGGAUUUCUUUGCCUGUGCUUUGUGUCUCGUCAGACGCCGGGCGUUUCUUGUUGGCGUCUCAACUCUCCGUAUAUAUAUAUAUAUAUAUAUGUACCUCUGCUUAUUGCCAAGAGGAAAGGCUGUUCUGGUGCCUGUGUAGUAGUGGCUCAAACAGACCGUUUUCGUUCCCCUCUGCAGCCGCAACUGUCUGCGUGGUUCUCAGUUCCUACCGACGUGUCUUUCUGGACUCGAGUCCUUCGUUUUUUCGUAUCUUUGAUGAACCGAAUCGACACGAUGUCUUCUUUUUUAGAGAGAGACUUCGUGUCUCCCUACACUGCCUUGCUGGAGAAGCCCGUGCCGUAGAGAAACUCAGAGUUCUCGUCUUUCGGACGGGUCCGUGCAUGCAUAGGUGGUUUGACAAAUCUCUUUCUCUCUGUGUUGCCUCUUCCAUCUUCUGUGGAUCUGAAAUUAAGCUGUUGGUCUUGCCUCUCCUCAGUGCCCUCGUUGCCCACGCACGCAUGCGCUCGGUCGAGGGCCGUUCUCUGACUUUUUUUAGUGCAUUUGUGCGGUCGCUGAAGAUUGGUAAAGAAACGUGAGGCUUUUUGAGUGUACAGUUGUGCCUUUGUUGUGUUUGAACACCGGGGCGCGUACCCACUUUCUUUCCUGAGCUUUCGCGGCCAGGCAGUUGGGGAGACCUAACACGACUUCUCCAACUUCGCGUCAGCACCGACUGUGGACGGCCCUCGUGUGGUGCGGUGAGCAGCGUUACCUUCUUUUUCUGAACGUCGGUCUCCCUCCCGGAGCCCCCGAGGAGAAGCACGGAGUCGCCCUGCCUCUUGGCUCGUACAGGCCGUCUCUCUUUCCGUGUCUCCCUUCGCUGUCGCGACUCGAACAUCUUCCCGCCAACUCGGUCUCUCCACCCACCUUUGCGCUUGCCGCGUUUGCCGCAGCGUCUUUUUCAGUGACGUCUUCGUUUUUUUCGCUGACUUCCUGCCUCCACCUUUCAAUCCGUAAACCUCUCUGUCCAGAGGACUCUCAAGAACAUCUCGAACCACAAAAAAGAUGCCGGGACAUGCCUCUCCUGUCUCCUCCAUGUGUGGGGAGGGCCUUCUUCUGCCGCAACAGCGUCUCUGCUCCUCGCCAGGCUUCGGUCCGCGGCAGACCCCUUCGAGCGCGCAUGCAGCCAUGGGAAGUGCCUCUCUGAGCCGAGCGGCCGCACACCACGGCUCGUACAGCUCGUCGAUGGCGCAGCUGGUCUCUUCCCAGUGCAGAAGAACCCAGUCUUGGUCUCAGGGUCAGCAACCGCACACGGGUCGGCGGGGCAGUUUUGCGAGUAUUCCCCCGCAGUCACUUAGUCACCAGAAGGCGAAGCAGUUGGAGCAGCAGAGCCGGCCGGCUCAACUGCGCGACUCUGCGUGGUCUUCCCACCACCACAAACUGCAUGAUUUGGUGGAGGCGAUAAAACACCCUCUGUCUCACAGUACGCAGUCCACGCGUAUUUCAACUUCCAGCUUGCACAUUGGUGAGUGCCCGGAGGUUCCAGAACAUAAGGCGACCUUUGCAAUGAAGCGAACGGGGACGCUCAAGUGGCAGGAGACGCUAGCGGAGGAAGACGAAGAGCGUGGAAUGGACGCAGCCGAGGAGCCUCAGAAGGAGAAGAAGGUCUCGUUCGGGAAGAACCACAGCGCGCCAAAUCUCAUGCGAAGACGUGGGCACGGGGCUGAGGGGGCGUUUCGAGCUGUAGGAGGAAUCAACGUUUUGCCUGUGACUCUGGAGACGGAUGCUUCGCCGCAGACAAGCUCAGAAAGCACGUCGACUGCGUCCACCUUCUCCACCACGAGCUCCUACCCCUGCAGCUUGGCUUCGCUCUCUGGCGCAGAUUCAGAUACUUCGGCCGCGUCGCCGAGAAAGUCCCGGGAGGCCUCUGCUGACGAGGUCCGACGCUUCGAGAGCAGCUCUCCCACAACGCUCUCCACCUCCUCCCUGGCCUCCAACUCGACCGUGAAGAGGAACUUCGCGUGGUACUCUUUCAAGGCUAAACUGCGCAACCGCAAGUGAAAGCGGAUGUUUGCGGGAGGUCGUGGACGCGCCGAUACGGCGCAGCGCCGAGUAGAGAAGACAAAGUCGCUGAAGAGAGGAGUGAAAGGGCAAGAAGCGAAUCGCCGUAAAAGACGCCAACUGGACGUGUAUGCACACACGGACGCUUGAGGCAACGACGCUUGACAUGUACGCAGAGGUUCACUUGGGGGGGGGGGUGCGGCCACCUUCACAUACGAAGGCUCGGAGGAGUUUCCUGAAGGGAGACAUCGACGCAGAGGCGCGUGUGCGUUUGAGUCGAUCUAGAAAGAGCUUUUCUUCAGGCAGAAAAUGAGUCGAGGGGCGGUAGUCUAGAGUUGUCGGUCUUCGACCCAGGACGCGCCCGUGGUUCCCGACGCCGGGAAAAAACAGGUUGAUCACAAAGUCUGGGGGUGGCGGGGACGAGCUAGCUACGUGACAUGUCAGUCAAAAGCGGGUGAUCUAGAUGAGGGGAGAGAACUCACCGAAUGAACUUUGCUCGCAACGUGCACCGAUCUUAGCUCGAUUUCCACAACAGGUCGGUUUGCGUGAGGAUCCCACUUAUUUUUUGAGUUUUUGCAGAAGCGAGAACCCAAAAUAUCCAAAAAAUCGCGUAGCUGGAUGCGACGAUGUCCUUUGUUGUGACGGGAUAAGGUACGAUCGCAGACAGCAGCCCCACCUAUUUUUCUGAUAGUGUGUGUGGACACCCGAAAACGUGUGUGCGAAGUCUAGACUUGUAGGUGCAUCUGUGUGUUCGUGCACAGUGCACAGCGAUCUUUGCGGAGAAACCCGUGAAUAAAGACGCGAAAUAAGUGGAGUAACGUGGGAUGAGGACCAGCGGCUGUGGUAUAUAUGGGGUACAGGAAAGACGGGGGACAGUCAUGGUGUCGUCCGUAUUUCUGCAUGGCAAGGCGCCUGCAUGAGCGCAUGUGCGUACAGACUCGCUUGCGAGUGGCAUUUUGCGGUCUUCUGGAAUUAGAACCACUAGUCGGCAAAGCGGGAAGCGAACGUGGGGUAUCAGCGAGUAGAAAAAGCGGGGAAAGCAAAGCGCGAAUUUCGCGAGACACGAGGCGACGGGUCCGCAACUGAGUGGUCUCGGAUUUUUUAAAGUUGAGAAAUGCAUUCCGCACACUCUUUUUUGGUCCUGGAUCGCAUUUGGAAGGCGACGCAUACGUGUUGCACAAAACAGAGACGCGCAUGCACGUCGUGCCGCGACCAACGGGGUUGAACAGACAAUCCAGUCGACACGGCGAAAAAACGAACAACAAACACAACGGAUGUAAAUUCUCGUCACUGAUGCGAAAGCAAAGCGACAGAAAAAAAAGCAAAUCGCGGAUCGCCGGUGAUCCUGGCAGCUCUCCAUUUAACCUCGUGAUUCCGCUUCGGAGGCAUGCCUUCUUACCUAGUCUGCCACAAGAUAGUGGACAGCCCAAAGAGAACACACUUGUUGAACAGAGCGCGUGCGCAGCCCACGGUUGAGACACUCGUGCAGACAGAACAAACAGAAACUAUGCUUACCAACUUACUAAAAUACAGGUAUAUACAUAUACACGCGUCGCGACGGACCACGUGUGAGCGCGGGG
Toxoplasma gondii ME49 is the source of this 4087-nucleotide messenger RNA. RefSeq lists its product as hypothetical. NCBI's taxonomy places the organism in Eukaryota, Apicomplexa, Conoidasida, Eucoccidiorida, Sarcocystidae. The transcript is spliced from 2 exons. Bases 1512 to 2507 code for a protein of 331 amino acids. The record is from RefSeq and is a predicted model, not a curated record.